UUGAGCUAAAGCCGUAAAGUAAAUUAAACACGGGCGGCGAACUGACGAAAAACUGAGAUCAAAUGCGAUCUACAGCAGAAGCUCAAGUUAAAGUGUUUGAAUCGUUGAAUCCAAUGGACUCGGUUAGAAUUACGGUCGAAAAGGAGCGUCUGGUACGAAUAAAAGGACGAUCUCAUUUCGUCGAGGAAACUAGGAAGCACCGCAUUGCGGCAAUAUCGCGCGACCAAGCAAAACCAUCGCUUGAAAACCCGCCUCGAAAACAAGGUACGCCACUGUGAGAAUGAAAUAGAAUUUCGAUCAAAAAGGGGCAAGAGAAUCUUGCCUUUACCUCGAUUUAAAAUGGAACAAAAGGUAGAGAACGUUGGAUAAACAAUGUGAAUCGAGUCAGUGAACGAGAGAAAAAGUCGGGAUCGGUGUCGAUCUAGGGUCAGGUUAGAUGGUACGUCCGUUGCUAGCUGGAGAGAGCGCGUGUAUCCUUUUUGAUCGUGCGAUCAGUGCUCCAAAGAGGAUCUGGCAACAACGGCUGGAGGUGGAGUGAUCUUGCAGGAGCAUUGGCCACACGAGAACGAGAAGAAAGGAGUGAAUCGUCGUUGGUUGAAAAGAGGCAAAGGCUCACCUUUGCGCGAGAGGAGAAGGGCCGAAGAAGGCGGCGGGAUCGAGCCAGGCCUGGUCCAGCGCUCGUAAAACUCGUCUCGCUCCGUAGAAAUACCUCGCGUUGUACGUCGAAACUUCCGGUCGGAACGGAACAUACACGUUUUUCCUAGACUCUCCUUUUCCUUCUUUUUCUUCGAUGCGCGAUACUCGCGGGAUCGCGUCCGCGUUGUAGAACAACGGACCUCGUCGUAGAAAAGGGGAAAACCGUGGAAAGACAAACGGAGGAAAAGUUUUCGACGAAACAAUGUUUCGCCCCGUGGGAGUGUGAGAUGCCGAUCGGCUGAAAAUGCAGUGUUUCGCGUGCGAGCACAAUACUCGUCCACGUGUACCAGGGAAACAACGCUUCAGCUCGUCGCGGUUCGCUUAGACCCUUUUCCAACGUUCGUUCGCCUCGAUCGACGAAAAAAAGGUGAUAGCAAACGCGCGAUUCUACGUUCCUCAGUAGUUGAUUCUCGAUUCGACACAUCAUGGCGACCAGAGCCGUCGCUGUGGGGGCGGCACCAGGAGCAGCGGGGAUAUCUGGUGAGGCAGGUUUAGCCGGCGUGCCUAGACUUCUGGAGGACUUGGCUCGACUUUCCGAAGACAAAGAUACAGCUGACAUUGUCUUUCUGCUGGGAAGGGAUGAGACACCGGUUUACGCUCACAGAAUUAUCCUUCAAGCUAGGUGCAAGAACUUUACAGCCGCGAAGAGGAUCGGGACACCGGGAAAUCCAACCCCGAUGCGUAUGCCGCACGCUCAUCCAGACACUUUUCGACAAUUUAUCCAUUACGUGUACACAGGCAAGAUCAUGCUACAGGAUAGCGGUAUAUUCGAAAUGCUGGGUCUUGCGCAAGAAUUGGGUGUCGAAGAACUUUGGAGAAGUUGCGAGGAACACGUCUCCGCCACUCUAAGUCCAGGAAACGCGUGUGCCCUUUUGACUGCGGCGUUAGAUGCCCAAGAACGAGUUCCUAGUAAUUGGUACAAUUAUGACGCCAUAUUUUUCGGCGUUUGGCUAUUACAAAGCACGAGUGUUAAACGUUGCUUGUUAAUUUUUGAAAUUAUCACAAAAAUGUCGUACAAAGGACCUCAAAAAGUUCAAAAAGUGAUGGUACAACCCAUCAACCUUAUAUUUCGAUACCUGCAAAACCGUUCGCGCGUGCAAGUAUGGUUAUUCGAGAACAUCAACCUACGAAUCGAGGGUCACAUCGUUGGAUUUGACGAAUAUAUGAAUUUAGUAUUGGACGAUGCGGAGGAAUAUCAUUUGAAGACAAAGAACAGAAAACCACUCGGACGAAUCAUGUUAAAAGGCGACAAUAUAACAUUAAUACAAAAUACAAAUCCAGGAGCGAAUUAAACUACUCAUAACCUUGGAGGAUGCACAAAAAAAUGUAUUAUUUUAUACCUUGUGCUAUUGAACAUGUAAACUACAUGUUAAAACUGACUUAAAAACAUAUAAUAAGGACAAAGUUAAUAUCUUUCAAGUUCACCAUAUUUGUGAUACAUAAUUCAAUGUAAUUAGAAAGAACAAUGGUAAAUUGACAUGUACAAGUUAUAAUGUUUUUUUUAUUGAGAAACGUAUUUGUUAUUAUAAUCUUAUAAUACUAAUUUCAAUGGAAUUUAGAACAUGUUUCAAUCUUUUAAUCUUCAAUUAUUUUUAUUAAAUGAAAAACUGUGUAAUGUAUAUCCCAUAUAUUUAAAAUUGUACCAAUUUAGUAUUCGAACAAAUUCCAGGUGUAAAUAUUGUGAUUGAGCAAUUGCUGUAAUAGAUAAUGAUCUAGAUAGACAUUUAAUAAAUAUUUUUGAAUCAAA
Molecule: messenger RNA, 2443 nt
Organism: Apis florea (little honeybee)
Lineage: Eukaryota; Metazoa; Arthropoda; Insecta; Hymenoptera; Apidae
Product: BTB/POZ domain-containing protein 9
Molecular function (GO): protein binding
Source: RefSeq, a predicted model, not a curated record